Messenger RNA from Bicyclus anynana (squinting bush brown), 2977 nucleotides. RefSeq names its product galanin receptor type 3 (gene NGR-A17). The coding region runs from base 304 to 1404 and encodes 366 amino acids. Lineage: Eukaryota; Metazoa; Arthropoda; Insecta; Lepidoptera; Nymphalidae. The record is from RefSeq and is a predicted model, not a curated record. The transcript is spliced from 5 exons. Gene Ontology annotation, cellular component: membrane. Gene Ontology annotation, biological process: G protein-coupled receptor signaling pathway. Gene Ontology annotation, molecular function: G protein-coupled receptor activity.
UGAACACGUCUCCUGAAACCGUUAAUGUUUACAUGAAAAAUCGAACGAUCGAAUGAAAAUUCGCUGUGAAAAUAACUGGACACUCAACUUUUGAUCUGUUUAUUAUCUUCUACUGUGUUUGUUAUAAAAUUUUGUUAUAUUACGAACUUUUGAUAUCUAAAGUGGUCAUCUAAGCGUUGUAUGUGGUCAUUCGUUUCCCCGGGCUAGUACCUAAUCGGUAUGCAACUGCGUCGGAUCAACAGGCUCCGCUGCCAAAAGGCUGUUGUUUGUUUUGUCAGUCGCAGGAGCCAGUGAUGCGGCGUGAUGUACGGUAACGCCACCGAGGAGGGCGAGGGCGACUCCACGGAACAGGCGCAUAUCGUGGCACUCCUCACACUCUAUAUCCUCGUCUCUGUCAUCGGUAUUGUUGGUAAUGUAAGUUUAAUGGCUGCGUUAGCGUCAAGUGGUGCGUCGCGUCUGCGCACGCCGCAACUGUUGAGCGUGUGUGCGGCGGACCUGCUGGUGUGUGCAGCCAGCGCGCCGCUCGCCGCCACCCGCGCCGCCAGCAUACACCACCUGCCGUGCCAUGUCACACAUUACAUUGAAUCGUUCCCGGUGGCGGCGAGCACGCUGUCGCUGGUGGCGAUGGCGGCGGACCGCUGCGGCGCGGUGCGGCGCGGUCGCGGCUCGCUGUGUGCGCGCGCCUUCCUCGCCGUGUUCCUCGUGUGGCUCACAGCGCUACUGCUUGGUGCAGUCACUGUGGUAGCAACCUGCCUGUCGUGUCCCCCGCUGGCCGCAGCGCACGCGGUCGUUACCUACUGCAUACCUGUCAUAGCUGUCACCCGCUGUCACUGGGCCGUGCGCGUCAAACUGACAGCGCUGUCACUGACAGCUAGAGCUGCGCACGGCGAGCUGCCUCUCCCCGUCCCGCUGAUACGGAGACCGACACACGUCAUAAUUGUCGCUGGAGUGGGAAGAGAAAGAAGAGACGCGGUAGACGUCGGCGAUGUACGACCAAAGAAGUUGCAACCGAGUUUAUUGGGCCCGCAACCACAGACGUCUACGUUGCGGUCAAGACGACGUCUUGGGAACGUUCUAGUUGGGAUCGCUUUAGUUUUCGCCGCUUGCUGGUGUCCUCACGCAGCGAUAGUUGUGUGCAGCACGUUUGGUCUGCACGCUCCUUUGGUUGUAAGUCAGUACGCCUUGCUGCUGGGUCACGCGCACUCAGCGAUCAAUGCUGCGGCGUACUGGUUGCUGAAUAGACACGCGUUGACGGCAGCGUGUGCGGCGUGGAGGAUCCCCCAGCUCAGGGUCCGAGAGGAGAGGCCUUCGUCCACGAACGAGGCGGCGUUGGGAGCCUUUCAUCCCCGUCUCGCGAGGCCGGCGCCCUCCCCCCGACCGCCUCCCUCUAGCUUUCUAUAUUGAUGUCCAUCUGUAUUCCGUUUCACAACUUGUGGGUACUGUGUCAAUUUAUAUUAAACUUGAGAAUUCGCUUCUUAGCUAAUGAAACUGUUUUCUCAAAUGUGUUUCUAAAGUAAGCUCUGGAAAAGCUACUUGAAAUAAAUUCAUUUGUAUUUUUUAAUAUAUAAUUAACUCUUUUUAUUCAUCAACAUAUUUUCGCGACACAGUUCAAAGCAAACUGUAUACCUACAUGUCUGUAACUUUAGAAGAAAGAAUCAAACGUUUUUUACAUAAUAUAUAUUCUUAAAACGUCAAAAAUGGAUUUCAAAUAAUAAUAUUGUAUGUUUUUUGUACAGACUAGUAAAUUUUAUUCUUGUUAUGUAAACGUGUAUUAGGUGUAAAAUAUAUUUGUAAAUAUAAUUAAAACUAAAUAAUAAUAUAAAUGUAAAAAUAUAACACCGCGCUUCCUCAAACUAGCGCGUCGUUUCACCGACAUUGCAUUUAUGACCGGUACACACAUGUCGGACGGCAGAAGGAUUGGCAAUUAAAACCCUCAAAGUAUAGGUUUUGAACAGGCGCAUGUCAGCGCAUGCAUGCACCGCCGCAGUAUCCUUGUUUCACUGGAUGCUUCAGAGAAAACUCGAUUCAAGAUCAAUCACCUUAUUUCUAGGAUAUGUUGCCAAAAUUGUCCUACGAAAAGAUUUUUUUCAACACUCUUUUACAUAUUUUAAAAUCUAAAAGAGUGUAGAAAAACAUCUUUUUUAUAAAUCAGUUUAUUAUAAAUAGUGAUAAAAUUAUUUAAACCUCAAACGUGUCUCAAUGUGCUUUGAAGUAUUUAUGAAUAGGCUAAUUUUGUACGUACGUAUAUGUAUGCAUCAGGGGCGUAGCUACCGCCUUAACAGCCGUAUCAAUAAAACGGACCCUUCUAACGUGUGAAAGCAAAAAUUAUUAAAAUAUAAGUAAUCCACAAUCUCUUUUUUCCCUAGUUAAGCGUGCGCCUAAAAGUUAAAAACAUCCUACACUCAUGUUACUAUAGUUUAAGUCACUGCCAUAUUUAUUUUAAGCGAGCAUUUUUCUUUUGUGAGAAAUCUUAACCCUUCAUUUGGGCCCGCCAACUAAUUUUGAAACAGGGCCCCUGUAAGGCACGCUACGCCACUGGUAUGCAUUGUCCGUUACCUCUGCCGUCUUUCUGUAGUCUGUGCUAUGCCGGCCAUAUUGUAAGAGCUCUGUUCUAACUUUUACGAAGUAACAGUACCCACCGGUCGUGAAACGGACAAUAUCUUCUAAGCUCUCUCGAUCUGUGAUUCCUGUCUCUCAGUGCCUCGUAUAGUCUACGCAAGAGUAUCUCGCGCGCCGUUAUAAACGUAGCUCGAGAUUUUAUUGUGAAUAUCCGUCAAGCAAUAAAGUGUAUGAAACUGUUGUGUUUGUUUUACUGCCGUCGCGAAUAGCGGCGUAAACAUGUAUAGAUGUGUAAUUAUUUUCCUUCUACAGAAUUGUUUAUGGGUUUCCUUAACGUUCGGAAAUAAAAGGUACCUCCGUUUUAUUAAUAGACCUUUAAUAAAGGUGGAGGAAUACCGGCUAAUUGAGAGGGGUUUAC